Molecule: messenger RNA, 1713 nt
Organism: Lodderomyces theae
Lineage: Eukaryota; Fungi; Ascomycota; Pichiomycetes; Serinales; Debaryomycetaceae
Exons: 1
Coding region: 1-1713 (570 amino acids)
Biological process (GO): intra-Golgi vesicle-mediated transport
Cellular component (GO): trans-Golgi network; TRAPPII protein complex
Source: RefSeq, a predicted model, not a curated record
AUGACAUUCCUGAUAGUUUUACCCUCGGCCACGUUUGACCACGAAAAUUUUCUGGAAAAGAGCUUGAAAGAUGCAGAGACGAGGCGUGAAGUUUACUUUUAUGAGGCGGUUCAAGGAUAUGUCGUUUGCAACGAAGAGUUUCAUGGAUCUGACACAAUUACCUUACUUGCCAAAGUAACGACGCGAGAUGGAGGAGGGAAUCUCCGCAACCAAUUAGAUCAGCACAGUUUGGGAAUUGAUACCAGGGUCAAAUUGGACAAGACGAAAGCUGUCUGGCAAAGUGAAGGCACCACCAUCUGGAAAUUUCACCUUCCUAGUAUUCAACCACCUGGUAAACGAGUGUCAAGUCCACAUCUCCUGCUUUCUUGUGAACUCACCAAAUGUACCAAGUCUUGCCAACGACGAAGCAGUGUGGCAGAAGAUAUUGUAUUGCCAGAUUUCAAGUUGAAUGUACUGGAGUUGAAUGGGUCAGAUUAUACAACGACUGACCUGAGAGAAGCACUAACGAAUGAGUCAACCACCGAAAUCGAAUCCAAGACCACCGACAGUGUUGUCAAGACAGAACUUAGUAUUCCCAUUGUAAUGGCAUUAGUGAUAAAAAUGAAAUCAACAAAACCAGCAGGAAGGAAUAACUUGUUACUAGUGGCAUUGAGUCUAGAACGCUCAGAGGAGAUAUUCACAGCCAACAAGAGAGAUCUUGAUUUGCUAUACUUCAAUAUCAGCUCUCUUGAGCUAAGUUCCGUUGUUGGUACUGCGACCCCAAUGAAUGAAAUUUUCCCACAACGUAUGCGAUUAGAGGACUCAUUGAACGUGGUUUUCAAGUUGGACGAUCAUGAACGUUUUGGAAGGGAAGCGUCAGAACAAGUGUGUAUAACCACAUGUUUAACGAUUGAGAAAUUACAAGAAGGAGUUUACACUAGAGCAAGCAACCUCAUACAAACCAAUUGGAGACCAUACUUGGAUUUAGGCUUAAUUGCGCCACCAAUUAACAAUGCAUUGAAAACAAAUAGUAACACACUGCAUCUUCUGUCGCAAAUGAGCAAUUCUGUUAAUGGAACAAAUAUUCGACAACGAGCAAUGCUCAACAAUUUGUACAAAAUGGAUAGCCCGACAUUCUCCAAUUUGAACACCAAUCUAGUUGGGAUGAACGGAAAGAGAGCUAAGCUGUAUGUCACACGCGAAUCGUCAUCAUCGGUGACCGUGAACCUAUCCACAAAUAUCAAUUCCUCAUUGGCCGGGUUGAAACUUACAUUUAUUGGUCGAUUGGAUAUGAAGCAAGGGGUGGUAACCAAGUGGAAAAUGCAAGCCAUCAACAAUUCAAUGAACAGAUUGAAUCUAUCACUACUUGUACAGAAUCCAAUUAAUUUCAACCCUAUAUACAGCAACACCGCCCCAAAUAACAAUUUUUCAUCGUCAAAUUUGUUAAACAACAACAAUAAUGCACAAAACAGCCAAGACAUUAUCAUUUACAACAAAGCCCAGCUUUACUCGUUGUACAACACUUUGAAAGUUAACACCGAGGCGAGUGGGGUCAUAAUAUUGGAAAAUGACAUUCGAAUAGGACCCUUGGAACCACAGGGCCUGUUUGAGACAGGUUUGAAAUUGAUUGGAAAUGUUAAAGGUAUCUUCAGCUUAGAUGGAUUGAAGAUUUUCGAUGUUGCUACGGGUGAUGGCUUAGAUUUCGGUAAGCUUAUAGAGGUAUUUGUAGUUUGA